Messenger RNA from Orcinus orca (killer whale), 5291 nucleotides. RefSeq names its product SIM bHLH transcription factor 1 (gene SIM1). The transcript is spliced from 12 exons. The record is from RefSeq and is a predicted model, not a curated record. The coding region runs from base 761 to 3061 and encodes 766 amino acids. Gene Ontology annotation, molecular function: RNA polymerase II transcription regulatory region sequence-specific DNA binding; DNA-binding transcription factor activity, RNA polymerase II-specific; protein dimerization activity. NCBI's taxonomy places the organism in Eukaryota, Metazoa, Chordata, Mammalia, Artiodactyla, Delphinidae. Gene Ontology annotation, biological process: regulation of transcription by RNA polymerase II.
AACCCCGUAAACCAUUAAGAAGUUAGGGGGGCGUUUUCGGCUUCCAGUCAGGAAUAAUACUGGCUUCGUAGCAACUACCGAGGAGGAGGAUUCUAAAACCACCUCACCCGUCCCAAAGCCCGCAUCCCCCUCCUUCUGCCACACACCCCUCCCCCAAUUCAUGACCAAGAAAAGAAGAGACAGCCAGGGCACGCUCUGCUCCUCUCUGCGGGUGGGAAGCAGAGAGGCCUGAGGAGAGGCUUAGUUGGACGGUAGGCAUGAGUACAAUUAAGAGGUGGGCGCCUGUGCACGCUUUGCUGCCAGCGGGGACUGAAGUGGCCUGAAAGAGUUGUCCGGCAUUCCUGUUCUUCCCAAAGCGGCUUGGAGCCACCCUAACGGCCGCGGGACUGAAAGCAAACGUCGGGGAUUAUUAUGUCGAUUUCCCGAGAACCGGGGUUCGCAGCGCGGAACCGAAGAAAAGGCUAGCUCCUCGGAGGUCCCGCCGGCAUUUGAUACCCAGCGACGCCUAGGAUUGCCCAGAUCGCCUGCGGUGGAUCAGCAACUUUCCUCUACUCGCAUCCCAUAUUUUUAAAGAAAAAAUUUUCUGUUCGCCGCGUUGGUCUUUUACUGCCACCAAAACACUGAAGCAAAGACUUCAGUCUCGUCAUUCAAAGUAUGCUUUAUAUUUUUGCCAAAUAUGAUCUCUAAUUGAAAGUUUAUUUUUGGUUUUGGAUGAAUCUGUGGAACUUAUGUUGUAAGAAGAAAGGGGGAACGAGACACGAUGAAAGAGAAGUCCAAAAAUGCUGCCCGGACUAGGAGGGAGAAGGAAAACAGUGAAUUUUAUGAACUGGCUAAAUUACUGCCUUUACCCUCGGCUAUCACCUCGCAGCUGGACAAAGCAUCCAUAAUCAGGCUCACCACCAGCUAUCUCAAAAUGAGAGUAGUGUUCCCAGAAGGGCUCGGCGAAGCGUGGGGCCACUCGAGCAGGACCAGCCCCCUGGACAACGUAGGCCGCGAACUGGGCUCCCACCUGCUCCAGACCUUGGAUGGCUUCAUCUUUGUGGUGGCCCCAGAUGGGAAGAUCAUGUACAUCUCGGAGACAGCCUCAGUCCACCUGGGUCUUUCUCAGGUAGAGCUGACCGGGAACAGCAUUUACGAAUACAUCCACCCUGCGGACCACGACGAGAUGACGGCGGUGCUCACUGCCCACCAGCCCUACCACUCUCACUUCGUCCAGGAGUACGAGAUCGAGCGCUCCUUCUUCCUGAGGAUGAAGUGCGUCUUGGCCAAGAGGAACGCGGGCCUCACCUGCGGCGGCUACAAGGUCAUUCACUGCAGCGGCUACCUGAAGAUCCGCCAAUACAGCCUGGACAUGUCCCCCUUCGACGGCUGCUACCAGAACGUGGGCCUGGUGGCCGUGGGCCACUCGCUGCCUCCCAGCGCCGUCACGGAGAUCAAGCUGCACAGCAACAUGUUCAUGUUCCGCGCCAGCCUGGACAUGAAGCUCAUCUUCCUGGACUCCAGAGUGGCGGAGCUGACGGGGUACGAGCCUCAGGACCUGAUUGAGAAGACCCUGUACCACCACGUGCACGGCUGCGACACCUUCCACCUGCGCUGCGCCCACCACCUGCUGCUGGUAAAGGGGCAGGUGACCACCAAAUACUACCGGUUCCUGGCGAAGCACGGCGGCUGGGUGUGGGUGCAGAGCUAUGCGACCAUCGUGCACAACAGCCGCUCGUCCAGGCCGCACUGUAUCGUCAGCGUCAACUAUGUCCUCACAGACACGGAAUACAAAGGGCUGCAGCUCUCCCUGGAUCAGAUCUCAGCCUCCAAACCAGCCUUCUCCUAUGCAGGCAGCUCCACUCCUGCCAUGACUGACAGCAGAAAGGGGGCCAAGUCCAGGCUCUCCAGCUCAAAGUCAAAGUCCAGGACUUCCCCAUACCCUCAGUACUCGGGAUUUCCCGCGGAAAGAUCUGAAUCUGAUCACGACAGCCAGUGGGGCGGCAGUCCUCUGACAGACGCGGCCUCCCCGCAGCUGCUGGACCCCGCGGACCGGCCGGGCUCUCAGCACGACGCGUCGUGCGCCUACAGGCAGUUCUCGGAACGCGGCUCUCUCUGCUACGGCUUCGCACUCGACCCCUCCAGGCUGGUGGAGGAGAGGCAUUUCCACACCCAGGCCUGCGAGGGCGGCCGGUGUGAGGCAGGCAGGUACUUCCUGGGAGCGCCGCAGGCGGGGAGGGAGCCCUGGUGGGGCUCUCGCGCAGCCUUGCCCCUGACCAAGGCCUCCCCAGAAAGCAGAGAAGCCUAUGAGAGCAGCAUGCCUCACAUCGCCUCGGUCCACAGGAUCCACGGGCGAGGUCAUUGGGAUGAAGAUAGUGUGGUCAGUUCUCCAGACCCUGGGUCUGCCAGCGAAUCAGGUGACCGAUAUCGCACUGAGCAGUAUCAAAGUAGCCCACAUGAACCUAGCAAAAUCGAAACUCUGAUCAGAGCCACCCAGCAAAUGAUUAAAGAAGAAGAGAACAGGUUGCAGCUGAGGAAAGCCCCCCCAGACCAACUGGCUUCCAUUAAUGGAGCUGGGAAAAAACACUCCUUCUGUUUUGCAAACUACCAGCAGCCCCCAACGACAGGCGAAGUCUGCCACAGCUCCGCUCUUGCCAACACUUCACCAUGUGACCACAUCCAGCAGAGAGAGGGAAAGAUGCUGAGCCCCCGCGAAAAUGACUACGACAACAGUCCCACAGCACUGUCGCGGAUAAGUAGUCCCAAUUCAGAUCGCAUUUCCAAAUCCAGUUUGAUCCUAGCUAAAGACUAUCUACAUUCGGAUAUGUCUCCUCAUCAGACGGCAGGAGACCACCCUGCCGUCUCUCCAAACUGCUUUGGCUCUCACCGGCAGUAUUUUGAUAAGCAUGCUUACACAUUAACUGGAUACGCCCUGGAGCACUUAUAUGAUAGCGAAACUAUUAGAAACUAUUCCUUGGGCUGUAAUGGCUCACACUUUGAUGUAACUUCCCAUCUAAGGAUGCAGCCGGAUCCAGCACAAGGACACAAGGGAACAUCUGUUAUAAUAACCAAUGGAAGCUGAUGUCUUUUCUAAAAGAUUUUGUUCUUUAAGGAUCUCUGAAACAUAUUUAUCAUUUAAUGCCCCAUUACCAGCAUUUACAAUGCCACAGAUUGUUAGAGUGGAUAAUUUAAGGUACUGGGUAUUUGACAUGUGUUCUUGUGAAAUCAAAGAUAACAGCACUGGCAUUCAGGGUUAUACACAGGUAAUGGAGCUAAAGUGAAUACACAAAUUGCCCCUCUAUUUAUAUGGGAACCAGGAUAGAUAAAUUUUGAAUUGAAACAUACUUGUGUAGUAUUAAGUGAGCAUAUAUAUCACAUGAAAGCACCGAUGGAUGACAACAAUCAUUAUGAUGAUCCAGUGAACUUCAUACACACAGACCACUAUCCACAAACUGCUAUAUAUACUUUACCUAUGGAAAUAUAGACUAUAUAUCAUAAAUAUACCCCAAGUGGGUAAGUUUCCUUAACCCUAGUGCAUUAAGCAUCUUAAAGAAAUUUCCAUUCCCAAAAUAACUAAGAAAGAGAUAUAUCUUGUAAACUGGUUUCUUCUUUGUGGUUUCAACCAUCCAGCUCAUUUCAUUCAGGCAUAAAUUAGGGAAAUGGUUCUGGAUAUGAUACAAGAAUGAGUUUUCACCUGGCAUCCAUUAUAAGCAAUCAGGAAGUGGUGAUUUUUCACCUUACUUUUGAGUUAGACAAAGAACAGGAUCACACUGACAUAGCGGUAAGGGUUUUUCUAAGUAAAAACACUGAGAUAUUGGGACACAUAUCAAAAGCCUGGUGUGCCCAACUGGAAAUAGAUUAGUAGAGAUGGAAAGACCAGAGGCAGAGAAAAAUGAAAUGAUAUCUCAAAACAAACAAGUUCAGGGUCAGCAUAUGUAAUCAACAUAUUUGGGGCUUGUAAAGCUAACCAAAUAAAAAUUCAAACUAAUUCACCAAGAAAAAAAGGCUGAUAAGUGCAAAAAAAACACACACACACACACAAAAAACUAAGGGAAACCAGUGAAUGCUACAUGACAGCAGUGUGUUUGAACACAUUUCAAAGCACAGAUGUGCAAAUGUGACAUGUGGAAAGCCUCAGGAGAGAGUCUAAGAUAAAAGCCUAGGCUGACAGACAAGUGGUUAGAAGGAUACAAGUAGUACUCUGAAGGAACAGGCAAAGCGUUCAUUAUUCCAUAUUGUUUGUAAACAGCAAAAACAAACUUGGUCUCGAGUUCAUGUGAUACAGUAGAAAGACCAGCAGACUAGAUGCCGAGAUCUCUGAGUUCCAGUUUGACCCUGCCUGUAACUUAUUUUGGGAGCACAGAUGUAUCACUGACCACACCUGGGCCCCAAUUUAUUUAUCUGUAUGGCAGCUCUAAAGUUCCAAGGGUCUGUGGUUCGUUCUUGCAGCAGUACUGAACUUGUUAACCAGUUAUCUCUCUGCUGUGAGUUGUCAAAGCUCAUCAUUCUGGCUUACCUGCACUCAUACAGAGGUCUAGAUGCUUUGAAACUUAAGCAGGUGCAUGGGCUCUUUUAGGCAUAUUAUAGUUACAAUCAACUUUCUAGUUCAGCCGAGAUAUAGAUGGUAGAAACUGAUGAGGGAGAAGAAAAAUAAGUAAGAUUUAUUUAAUGCAUCAUUCUCUAGUAAUCAAAGCAAAGUGACAUAAGUGAUUAGAGAAAUUUUAUAGAAAGUAUUUCCUAGGAGUCCCAUGCCUGAAACUCUUGCCAUAUGGAAGGGGGGAGGGAGGUAUUAGAACUUACAUUUUGAAGACAGAACAUGACAUUGAACACUCAGGGAUUGGUAGUAUAUUUUCAUCAUUUAACACAGUUAUUUGGCAGUCCAGAGGCAGGUGACAAUCUGAAUGAUGGUAAUCUGAGAGAUGAAUAUGGUUGUUUGUAUGUGAGAAAGGAGGCUACAUAAAAUUAAAUAAAUAGCUCUUGGGUAUGACAGCAACGUUUGUGCUGUAAAUGAAAAAGGUGCACGUGAGUGAGAAAGUGGUUAUCAUAUAUACUUUCAAAAAUGUUAAAAGAACAAUAAAAACUAAAAUUUGAACCAUACAAGCAAAAGUAUUUAUGGAAAACCCUGGAGCACUUAAAAUGGAUUUUUGAUCAAUUGCAACAUGAAGUAAGGUUUUCUGAAUGCUAAAGUUUUUGCAGAAUUCUGUAGAUGGACAAAUGGUUCAAAGGCACAGAUAUCUCAAGAAUAUGGAGCAUUUUGGAAAGGAAAUCUACACAGAUGGGUUUUACUAAUGGAUACACAUUCUACCAAAAAU